Messenger RNA from Alternaria atra, 1785 nucleotides. RefSeq lists its product as uncharacterized. Bases 1 to 1785 code for a protein of 594 amino acids. NCBI's taxonomy places the organism in Eukaryota, Fungi, Ascomycota, Dothideomycetes, Pleosporales, Pleosporaceae. Gene Ontology annotation, molecular function: calcium ion binding; NADH dehydrogenase activity. The record is from RefSeq and is a predicted model, not a curated record. The transcript is spliced from 2 exons.
AUGCUCGGCUCUUUCGUCGCCGUAAGCGGUGUUUUGGUCAUCGCCUUCUUCGUCUACGACGCCUACACAUACAACGAAGACCCUGUCGCGGUUGAUAUUCCCGUCUCAGAACUCGCGCUGAGCCCGAGGAGAGGAGGACCGAAGAACCUGCCCAUCGCCGAUCACUUCGUUGACGACGAUGAAUGUCCUGAGAAUAAGAAGCUCAAGCACAAGCCAAAGUUGGUUAUACUAGGUACGGGAUGGGGCAGCGUGCCACUUCUAAAGCAGUUGAACCCGGACGAAUACCAUGUUGUCGUCAUAUCGCCAUCGAAUACCUUCCUCUUCACGCCCAUGCUGCCGUCUGCCACCGUAGGAACAUUGGAGCUGCGAUCUCUUGUCGAACCAGUCCGAAAAAUUGUCAGGAGAGUACGCGGUCAUUUCCUCAAAGCCAAGGCUGAAGACGUUGAGUUCUCGGAGAAGCUCGUCGAGUGUUCAGCUGUAGAUGCUCACGGACAGGUGCAAAGGUUCUAUGUUCCUUAUGAUAAGCUGGUUAUCGGUGUCGGAUCUGUCUCAAACUCUCAUGGUGUCAAAGGUCUCGAGCACUGCCAUUUCCUCAAGAAUAUCAGCGAUGCUAGACUCAUCCGCAACCAGGUCGUAAAAAACCUUGAACAAGCAUGCUUACCUACAACAUCAGACGAGGAAAGGCGAAGGCUCCUGUCAUUCGUGGUUUGUGGUGGUGGACCCACUGGAGUAGAGUUUGCGGCUGAGCUCUUCGACAUGCUCAACGAGGACCUUUGCAAGCUCUAUCCAAAACUUCUGCGCAACGAGAUUUCCGUCCAUGUCAUUCAAUCCCGCAGUCACAUUCUGAACACCUAUGAAGAGGCGCUAUCCCAGUACGCUGAGCAACGGUUCGCACACGACUCGGUUGACAUUCUCACAAACUCGCGCGUCAAGGAGGUUCAACCCGACAAGAUCCUCUUCUCGCAAAAGGAUGACAGUGGCAAGGUUGUAGUGAAGGAAAUUCCCAUGGGCUUCUGCCUGUGGUCAACUGGUGUCGCACAGACCGACCUCUGCAAGCGUCUCGCCGCCAAACUAGACGGCCAGAACAACAAGCACGCCCUGGAAACCGACACCCACCUUCGUCUGAACGGCUCACCCCUUGGUGAUGUCUACGCUAUUGGUGACUGUGCAACCGUCCAGAACAACGUCUCUGAUCACAUCGUAAACUUCCUCCGCACCACCGCCUGGGAGAAGGGUAAGGACCCUGAGAAGCUGCAGAUCUCGUACUCGGACUGGCGCGGUAUUGCCAAACGCGUCAAGCAGCGUUUCCCGCAAGCAGCAAACCACCUUCGCCGCCUAGACAAGCUCUUCGAACAAUACGACAAGGACAAGUCUGGUACUCUGGACUUUGGCGAGCUUAGAGAGCUGCUGUUCCAAAUUGACUCAAAGCUCACAUCCCUACCCGCCACCGCCCAACGCGCAAACCAACAGGGCGAAUACCUCGGUCGCAAGUUCAACAAGAUCGCUCAGGCAGCUCCUGGCAUGACGCUCAACAACGUUGAUUACGGUGACCUGGACGAUGCGGUAUACAAGCCGUUCGAGUACAAGCAUCUUGGUAGCUUGGCCUACAUUGGUAACGCAGCCAUCUUCGACUACAAUGGCUAUGGAUUGAGUGGUGGUCUGCUAGCUGUCUACCUGUGGAGGGGUGUUUACUUCGCGCAAAGUGUCAGUUUCAGGACGAGGUGCUUGCUUGCCAUGGAUUGGACCAAGAGAGCGCUUUUUGGACGAGAUUUGAUGAACUUCUAA